AUGCGGGCUAGCCUCUCAACUUCAAAAGCUGCCAGCCGUCUGCUGCAACGACGACUGGCCGGCUUGACCUUGCAAUCUCCAAGAGUCGCUCCCACCGCUGCAACUGCCAACCUUCAACUCGCUCCCCUUCCCAGCUCGCACCCAUCGAGCUCUCGAUCUCUUCUGCAUACAUCAGCUCGUAUCUCACAAGCGGCUCCUGUCGAGCCUGCUGCAGUACAGAUCAAGGAGGCAGAGACUGUGCAGGAUCAGUCAUCGUGGAAGCCUACCUCGCAGCGUGUCGGCCUCAUCGCUGUCAAGCGCGGCAUGACUUCCUUCUUCCUUCCCAAUGGUGAGAGGAUACCUGCCACUGUCUUGCAGGUCCACUCGAAUCAAGUCUCGGCUCACAUCGGCUUCAACGCUGAUGCUACCGAGUCCUCCUACAAAGCCCUCCAGGUCGCCGCAGUCAACACCUGGGACAAGAACCUGGUCACCAAGCAGAUUCAGGGUCACCUCAAGAAGGCCAACAUCGUAAAGGGCAAGAAAAUCAUUCGCGAGUUCCCCGUCACAUCUGACGCUCUCGUCCCACUCGGCACAAAGCUGUCCGCAGUCCACUUUGUUCCCGGUCAAUCGAUCGACGUCCGUGCCAUCACACGAGGACACGGUUUCCAGGGUGUCAUGAAGCGUCACGGCUUCCACGGUCUGCGAGCAUCGCACGGUGUCUCCAUCUCGCAUCGUAGUCACGGCUCCACCGGUGCCAACCAGGACCCCGGUCGUGUCUGGCCCGGUACAAAGAUGGCAGGCCGAAUGGGUGGUAACAAGCACGGUACCAUCCACAAUCUGCUCGUUGUCCGAGUCGACGCAGAGAACGACCUUGUCUACGUCAAGGGUAACGUGCCAGGGCCAAAAGGCGGCAAUGUAACCCUGCAAGAUGCUCGCCGCCCAAGCUGGAAGGGGCAGAAGAUGUACAGGAGAGGUCGAUUGCCGACCGGUGAGGCGCUGUCCGGCAAGGAGGCCGACUCGAUCUACCUGGCUCCCGGUGUUGACAAGCUGCCUUUCCCAGCGGGGACCAAGGCCAUCGCAGACAAGCUCCCUGCCAUUGUCGAGAUUGGACUCACACAGCUUCCCUCGGCAACCAAGGCAUGA
Molecule: messenger RNA, 1122 nt
Organism: Kalmanozyma brasiliensis GHG001
Lineage: Eukaryota; Fungi; Basidiomycota; Ustilaginomycetes; Ustilaginales
Product: Ribosomal protein L3
Exons: 1
Coding region: 1-1122 (373 amino acids)
Biological process (GO): translation
Cellular component (GO): ribosome; mitochondrial large ribosomal subunit
Molecular function (GO): structural constituent of ribosome
Source: RefSeq, a predicted model, not a curated record